Megalobrama amblycephala (Wuchang bream) is the source of this 1437-nucleotide messenger RNA. It is a transcript of the gene osgepl1, whose product is annotated as O-sialoglycoprotein endopeptidase-like 1. The transcript is spliced from 7 exons. The record is from RefSeq and is a predicted model, not a curated record. Gene Ontology annotation, cellular component: mitochondrion. The coding region runs from base 571 to 1380 and encodes 269 amino acids. Lineage: Eukaryota; Metazoa; Chordata; Actinopteri; Cypriniformes; Xenocyprididae.
UGUAACGUCUUGUUUCAUACAGGGUCAUGAAUGAACUUUUACAAGAAAAUACCAGUUUAGAAGUGUUUCUGAGAUACUUAGAUUGUUGAAUCGUAUGUGAUAGUUCUGGUUGUUGUCGAGUUAAAGAGACCAGUGAAUUGUCAGCGUUAUCAGAAUGUUUCCUUGUGUUUUGAAUGGACCUGUUCGUUGCUGGAUGAAGCACUGCAUCUCAAGAGAGCCUUCACUGCAGUGCGCCCUAGAAUAGUUCUGGGGAUUGAGACGAGUUGCGAUGAGACUGGGGCGGCUGUGCUGGACGAGACUGGAAUAAUUUUGGGUGAAUCUCUGCAUUCUCAAAAACAGACACACCUGGAUACGGGUGGAAUUAUCCCAACUGUGGCCCAACACCUACACAGAGAAAACAUCUGUAGAGUUGUCCAGGAGGCCUUAGACAGCAGUGGCAUUGAACCCAAUGAACUCACAGCUGUGGCCACAACAGUAAAGCCUGGUCUCUCCCUCAGCCUCGGGAUCGGCUUGGAAUUCAGUCUGAAGUUUGUGAGACUACAUGAAAAGCCGUUCAUCCCUAUACACCAUAUGGAGGCCCAUGCCCUUACUGUAAGAAUGCUGCACACUGUAGACUUCCCUUUUCUCGUGCUCCUUGUCUCUGGGGGUCAUACUCUUCUUGCACUGGCCAAAGGAAUCGAUGAGUUUCUUCUUCUCGGGCAAACAUUGGAUGUAGCUGCUGGGGACGCUUUAGAUAAGAUUGCUAGAAGUCUUUCUCUUAGGAAUCACCCAGAGUGUUCGACUUUGAGUGGCGGACAAGCCAUAGAGCUUCUGGCGAAAGAGGGGAAUCGACUCGCAUUCCAUUUUAAGUCACCGAUGGGGCAGAUCUACGACUGCAAUUUCUCUUUUGCUGGUUUGCGAAACCAGGUGACAAUGGCAAUAAGGAAAAAAGAGAGAGAAGAAGGUGUUGAAACAGAACAGUUAUUAUCAUGUGUUAAAGACAUAGCCGCUGCCUCACAACACACCGUGGCAUCUCAUAUAGCCAAACGAACACAUCGUGCCAUUUUGUUCUGUAAAUCCAAAGGUCUUCUACCGCAGCACAAUCCAACUCUGGUUGUUUCAGGAGGAGUAGCAAGUAAUGAAUACAUCAGACAGAUUCUGAAAAUCGUCACAGAUGCCACUGGGCUGCAUCUACUUUGCCCUCCUUCAAAGCUCUGCACUGAUAAUGGAGUCAUGAUUGCAUGGAAUGGCAUAGAGAGACUAAAGCAAGGAAAGGGGAUCAUGUCCCAUACCGAAGAGGUCAAAUAUGAACCCAAGGCACCACUUGGAUUAGACAUCACUUCAGAAGUUAAAGAUGCUGCAAUCAAAGUACCACCAUUAAAACUAAGGAUAAACUCUUGACAUUGUGUUGUAAGGGAAUUUGCAUCUUAUUAAUAAAUGACUGUUUAUUUCAAGAAA